ACAGCCCAUUCAAUCAAGCAAAAGUGUUGGGGAAACUAUAGCCCAAAGAGUUCGAGGGCUGGUAGAUAUGUUACCAGUAAUCCGCCAAGCUGCCAUUUUUCAAGUACAAAAGGCACAGAAUAGGCAAAAACAGCUUCACAAUAGAAAAAUUCAAAAUAUUACUGAGCUUGGAAUAGAAGAAAAAGUAUUAGUGUACCGUGCGUCCCGACAAUAUAAUCGUAGCGUAAAGCUUGAACUGAAAUGGUUAGGCUCAUACUACAUUCAUCAGGUUUUUGACUGGAAUGUUAUCAAGUUGCGCACAAUGGAAGGUCAAGUCGUAUCAACCCCAAUUAGUACUAGUCUAAUUAAAAAGUAUAGAGAUCGUCAAAGGGAUACCGAAGGAGGAAGAAUAUUAAAUUAA
Molecule: messenger RNA, 400 nt
Organism: Dentiscutata erythropus
Lineage: Eukaryota; Fungi; Glomeromycota; Glomeromycetes; Diversisporales; Gigasporaceae
Source: the annotation of a GenBank genome assembly